This is a messenger RNA of Penicillium bovifimosum, 840 nucleotides long. Its product is annotated as putative plasma membrane ammonium transporter (Ato3). The transcript is spliced from 5 exons. Gene Ontology annotation, cellular component: plasma membrane. Gene Ontology annotation, molecular function: acetate transmembrane transporter activity. NCBI's taxonomy places the organism in Eukaryota, Fungi, Ascomycota, Eurotiomycetes, Eurotiales, Aspergillaceae. Bases 1 to 840 code for a protein of 279 amino acids. The record is from RefSeq and is a predicted model, not a curated record.
AUGUCCGACAACGACAGUGAGAAGCAAGAUACUGCCAUGGCAGAGAGACUCCGUCGUUAUCAAACAGCCGAGAGCGUCCUGCUGCCCAUCCCGCGAGAUGUUUUCGAGAAGCUGUACCUGAGUCCGAAGACACCGAAUGCAUCAAAGCUGCGCUUCACAUUUGGUAAUCCCACGCCGAUCGCAUUGAUGGGUUUCCUGUUGUCUGCGUUCCCGACAGGCAUGAUAACGAUGGGCUGGAGAGGAUCUGGCGGAAAUGGCGGUGCAAUUCUACCGGUCUACAUCUUCUUCGGCGCAAUGUUACAGAUCCUCGGAGGUAUCGGUGAAUGGAUUCUCGGAAAUACAUUCUCUAGCGCUCUAUUCUUCACCUACGGCACCUUCUGGCUGGUCCAAGGUACCUCCCUCAUUCCAUUCUUCGCCGUGGGCGCAAUGUACUCGCCUGAUGGCAAUACACUGGAAGGGAUAAAAACGGCUGAGUACAACUCCACUCUCGCCUUUUACUAUGUCACCCUUUCACUCCUCACAUUUGUAUACAUGAUCUGCUCUCUCCGCACAAACAUCUGCCUCUUCAGUGCACUCUUACUGCUCACUAUCACAUUCGCAUUGUUCGCCGGCACGUUUUUCCAGACUGCGCUGGGUAACUUGGCCCUGGCAGCCAGGCUACAAAAGGCGGCCGGUGCAUUCAAUUUGGCACUCUGCUUUCCAAUCUGGCAUAUCUUUAUUGCGCAGGUCCUGGAUGCGGUCGAUUUCCCGAUCUCACUGCCAGUUGGCAAUCUGAGCACUGUUAUCCUUGGAAAGCGCCAAAAGGCCCAGAAGCGCGAGGCUGCUGAGGCUGAGAGCUAA